CUAAAAUUCAUAUUCAUAAACGUCAAAAGUCAAAACUCAUUGCGAAUCGAUGAAUUAAAUUUGUAUUUUUAAGAAAUAAUCAUGGGAAAAGAAGACACUACUACGAAGAAACGUCGCAAAUUAAAUACAAGUUCUAGUAACGAGAGCUCUAAACAAAGCCCCGUGGAUUUGUACAAGAAAGUAGUAGAAUUCGAAGAAUCUGAGGCUAAAUUGAGGCCCGCAGAAAAAGAUGCAACGUUAUUUAUGAAAAUUUGCCAAGAUGUUCGUCAACUUUUUACAGAUAUAGCAGAGUUAAAAGCCAAAGGCACAGAAGAGGCUAAGGAAAAAAUAAAUGCAAAGAGAAUAGAGGCGUCAUUACAUUUGGUUGCAUUAAAAAAAUUAAAUCGUUUAGAAAAGGUGCGAACCAGGGCAGGACGGGACGCACUCCACAAGGAGAAGCAGAGAGUAGACUCAACUCAAUUGCUUUUGCAAAAUUUAUUGUAUGAAGCUGAUCACUUAAAUAAGGAAGUUACAAAAUGUUUGCAAUUUAAAUCAAAAGAUGAAGAAAUUGAACUGGUGCCUGUUGAAGAUUUUUAUAAAAAUGCUCCAACAGAAAUUACGCGUCCAGAAAUUACCAAAAAAGAUGAACACCAACUUCAGCUAGCCAGGUUGGAAUGGGAGCUUCGGCAGCGUAGAGAGCUAGCGGGAGCAUGCAAUGAACUUAUUGCUUCCAAGGAAAGAGUGGCGGCGGCUAUAGCAGCUGCAAGGUCCCGGCUAGAUGCCUUAGCACCACAUCUUAGAGAUGUUCUAAAAUCAACUAAGCCUCUGCAGGAGUGCUUGGCAUUGAGACUAGAUGAAAAAAGAGAAGAAACUAAAUUGGCAUCUUUACUUCCCUCACCUCUAUUUCUUCUUUAUACAAAUGCCAGUGCAUAUUCUGAUGCAUUGGGUGUUAAAAACAUAAGCGUAGUUAUAUCUGGAGAUGAAGAUGAAGCUAGAAGGCUAGAACAAAUAAGCCAUGUAGAAAAUGAACUGGUUGUUUCCAAUGAUUCAGAUUCAGAUCAAGAUGCUAAUGAUGAGGAUCAGCAGGAAAAAAAGAAACGCCAUCAUAGAUCAACAAAAGUAUCAAAAGAGGAGAAGGCAGAAGCAAAAAAGAAAGAAGCUCUGAAAAAACACCCCUUAAAUGUUUCUCUAUCGGUUAAAAUCCCUGAUGGAACUGCUUUAAACUUGGCUUUUUCCUAUCUUAUGCAUUUAAAAAUCAUUGUGGUCAAGUUUUAUUUAGAUCAUUCAAAGCCAAUUGCCGGAGUUUCUGCUGCUGAUGUCCUGGAUGGAGACUGUGUUCUCAAUGAGUUGUACACUGGAGAUACAGGAAAUGACUCUCCACAUCCGGCCACUGCUUAUGUACUUAAAGCAGCUGGUAUUGCAGAUGCUUUUCAACACUUUAUUCCUGAAGUGGGUAGGCCUUACAUAUGGGCCCAAAGAAUGUGUGGAUUAGAUUUUAUGACUGCAAUAGGAGACGAACAGAAAGAUCUUAAAAAUUUCCAAUUAUGUCCUAGUUUAAGUGUGGCUACAGUUGAAAAUUUUAUUUUUACUUUACAAAAAAGAUUAAAAGCAAGAGUUGAACUAAUGAAAGAGUUGCAAGAUCUUGAGUCUGGUAAAAUCAUGCCAUCUAAAGAAACUUCUACUAUUAGGUUGUCAGGGUCUUUGACACAGUGGCAAUCAGUCAGUUGGUCAGAAUAUAGUCAAGCUCCAUCAACAGCAUUUUUAAUAUCAGAAGGUUUAGUUACUCCAGAUAACAUGUUGUAUCGUGCAAUCAUUACUCGCCAGUCUGCAAAAUUAGUGGCUUUAGUGGCCCUAAGCAGUGAUUACCCAAAGAAAGCGCCUCUUUUCUCAUUAACUCUACAUUACAAUGGAACUCAUCACAAUGCUACUAACGAUGAUAUUAGAGAUAUUGAGAGAGUUGUCAAUACAGAUUGGCAGAGUGGGAAUAUUUUAUCUCGUCAUAGUCUUUCACACCAAAUUCAACAAUUAUUAAUAUGUCUUGAUAUUUUGUUAGAAUCAAUGGGUACAUCUGAAUUUCCACCUGAUAAAGUCAUGAUGCAACCUGUGAGGGGCAGAAACAGGAUGAAACCUUAUAAAUACGUAAAACAAGGAACAGGUAUUUUUGUACAGUUUUGAUGUAACAAUUCUGUUUAUAAAAAUAAAUAUUUUGUAAAAUA
Messenger RNA from Colias croceus (clouded yellow), 2195 nucleotides. It is a transcript of the gene thoc5, whose product is annotated as THO complex subunit 5 homolog. The transcript has 5 exons. Bases 82 to 2154 code for a protein of 690 amino acids. NCBI's taxonomy places the organism in Eukaryota, Metazoa, Arthropoda, Insecta, Lepidoptera, Pieridae. The record is from RefSeq and is a predicted model, not a curated record. Gene Ontology annotation, molecular function: mRNA binding. Gene Ontology annotation, cellular component: THO complex part of transcription export complex. Gene Ontology annotation, biological process: positive regulation of DNA-templated transcription, elongation; mRNA export from nucleus.